AUGAUCAACGAAUGUAGCUAUUGUGGACGGGAAAGACAUGCUGUGAACUACUGUUAUGAUCUACAUGGCCCACCAUCUACUUGGGCCAAUCAUGCUACUGUAGAAGGAGAUAGUGGUACUAUAGGAGAUGACUCCACUGCUUUAGGCACUAGAAAGGAGAAGGAAAUGGUUUCCAUCACCCAAGAAGAGUAUGAAAAACUUCGUCUGUCUUCUUCCGGUAAUACUACAACUCUUGCAAAAUCAGGUACAACAUGUCUUGAUUCUUCUUUUAAACCAUGGAUUAUUGAUUCUAGGGCCUCAGAUCACAUGAUUGGGUCCUCAGACCUAUUUGCAUCUUUCUCCCCUCCCUCUACUACCCAAUCGGUUACUCUGGCUGAUGGUACUACCUCCCAUGUUUCUGGUAUCGGUGAUAUUUCUUUACAUUCUAAUUUCACUUUACUGCCUUAUCCAGCUCUAUCUCAACCAUCAGCAGCUCCUUCGUCGACGGAUCCAUCUCAUUUUGAUAUUCCCAUUGCGUUUUUCAAAGGGUCAGUUACUGAUAGGAAAUCAGCAACUGCUUACUACACAUUUUUGGCAGGAAAUUUGAUUAUUUGGAAAAGCAAGAAACUGAAUGUGGUGGCUAGGAGUAAUGCUGAGGCCGAGUACAUAGCCAUGGCUCACACUACAGUGUAUCAUGAGAGGACCAAACACAUAGAGGUGGAUUGUAACUUUGUUAGAGAAAAGGUGGUCAGUGGAGAAAUCAUUACCCCAUAUGUUAAGUUUGAAGAUCAACUAGUUGAUUUGUUUACCAAAGGCUUGUGGUGUGCUCGAAUGAAAUACAUUUGUAACAAGUUGGAGUUGUAUGAUAUAUAUGCUCCAACUUGA
This is a messenger RNA of Nelumbo nucifera (sacred lotus), 864 nucleotides long. NCBI's taxonomy places the organism in Eukaryota, Viridiplantae, Streptophyta, Magnoliopsida, Proteales, Nelumbonaceae. The record is from RefSeq and is a predicted model, not a curated record.